Molecule: messenger RNA, 686 nt
Organism: Eurytemora carolleeae
Lineage: Eukaryota; Metazoa; Arthropoda; Copepoda; Calanoida; Temoridae
Exons: 4
Coding region: 154-492 (112 amino acids)
Source: RefSeq, a predicted model, not a curated record
GGAAAGCCCAAAUGUGUGCCAUGGUUUAACAACUAUGUUUAUUGUUUAGUGCGAGUAAACGUGUUUAACUGAACACAACUAUUUUCAAGUAUAUAACGACCUUUUGAGGAACAAGUAAAGAAGCAAACAAAGAAUUAUAAAAAAAGAUUAAGAAUGCAGCUAACAGCUUGGAUCCUUGUUUUCCUAGCUUUCAUUCAUUCCGGCUGCGGAAUUCGUUGUUUUAUUGACAAUAAAGUAGGCUCGCAGAUUUGCGCUACCGGAAAUGGAAUUGCCAGAUGCGCAAUUAGGACCGAAGUUGGCGGAGUGACGAGCAGAUACUGUAUUGGAGAAGCCAGUAAUCUGGGCUGCACAGCUGAUGGCACUGGGACAGUUUGCAUCUGCGAGAGCAACGAAUGUAACGAGUCAGCUACUAGAGCAGGAAAUAAUGCACCAUCACUGGAAGCUCUAGCUGUAUUAACUCUUGUAUCUUGUUUUAUUACUCUUUAUGUUUAAUCUAAAUGUUAAUGUUAAGAUUUAUAAGAAAUUUUUAAAUAUCAAUCAAAGUUAUUGAGUUUUCGCCCCAAACUCUUAUUUUUCUAAUCCCUUAUCUUUGCAAUCUGAUGUCGUGUACCAUGCUAAAAUGUAAUUCUUUGAGAUAAAAUAAUCUAAUCAAUGGUUUACACCAUCAGGUUGUAAAGAAUUAGAAA